Molecule: messenger RNA, 846 nt
Organism: Adineta steineri
Lineage: Eukaryota; Metazoa; Rotifera; Eurotatoria; Adinetida; Adinetidae
Source: the annotation of a GenBank genome assembly
AUGAUGGAUACAAUAUCACAUAAUCUUAUUGCUAAACGAUCAUGGUAUUUUUAUGAUGAUGCAAUUAUUGCAUUGGCUACAAAUCUAACAUUAACAACACAAACAACACCAUGGACAACAUUGGCUAGUCGUUUAUUACUAACUGGAAAAAUUACUAUUGGUUUCUUUAAUUCAACUGUUAUUACACUUUCUGAUGGAAACUAUUCUUUUUCUUUUAAUCAAGAGAAAACAUCAUCGAAUGUUCAAUGGAUACAUGUCGGUAAUUCUAAUAUAGGUUAUCUUCUACAAUCACAACAACAAUAUGCAACAUUAGGAUUUGAAUUUGGUAUUAAAACAGGAAAUUAUCUUGAAAUUGGUCCUUUUAAUUCUACAGUGACAAAACGUUUAUUAACUAUUUGGAUAGAUCAUGGACUUGGACCAUAUACUCUUAAUUAUAAUUAUAUAAUUUUACCUAGUAUUUCUCUUGAAUCAAUACCUACAUUAAUCAAACAAUAUAAUGAUGAACAAAUAUUUACAUGCCUAUCAACUACCAACUCGUUUCAUGGUACAAUGUGGCCUACAUUAAAACGUGCAUCAUUUGUUUUAUGGGAUAAUAUUACAACAACAUUUUCAUGCAAAAGUCCAUUGUUUGAAAUUAAUAUAGAAUUAAGCGAUGCUGGUGCUUAUUUAUAUAGUGAAACUAUAACUGAUUUCACCGUGACUGCAUCUCAUGCAACACAUACAAAUGGUAAUAUAAAAGUUACAGUUGAUCAAAUAGGCUUCGGUGAAGGAUGUUCAACAUCAGAAAAAAAUAAUGCUAAAAAAACAGAUAUCACAUUAGCAUUACCUUCCUCUCCAGACCUCUAA